CGUCGCAUAUGCGAAAGCUAAAGUUUAUCAUAACCAGACGAAACUCUAACCCGAACCGACCAAAUGCAACAAUUCCUCUUUGUUUAUUCAAUUGCCCAAUCCCUAAUCAUCCUUCUUCAAACCUAAUUUACUCAUUGAUUGAUUGAUUCCUUAGUAAUUUCAACAUUUCUGUUGUUCGGUUGAGUUUUAUUAUUUUAUUUUAUAUCUAAUAAGAAGAAGAAAUUGGGAUCGCUGCAUGAAAGAGAAGAAGGGGGGAACUGAGUAGAGAUAGGAGAGGAGAAAUUACAGAGCAGACGGAAGCUAAAACAUGUCUGCAAUUCUGUGCGGAAAGAGAUCCUUCUUUGAAGAUAUAGCUGCAUCUCCUCCUGUUUCUAAAAGAAUUCGUUGUUCUUCUUCUUCUCCUGUGCGCUUCUCCUCUUUUUCUUCCAAUCUCUCUCCUCCUGCUCCUUCUUCCCAUAUCUUCGAUCAGCUCGCUGCUAUUUUCCCUCACAUGGACAAGCAGCUUCUUGAGAAAGCGCUUGAAGAAUGUGGAGAUGAUUUGAAUUCGGCUAUUAGAAGUUUGAACGAGCUUCGUUUGGGAUCUGCUGAUCGGAACGAGGCCUCAGAAGCCAACUUUCAGCUUCAUCCGCUAGGCUCAGCAACAGUUAAUGGAGAGGUUCCCCCUACUGAGUAUCCAUCUGCUUCAAAGGUCAUUCAACUGGAUGGUGUGGAAUGGGUUGAGCAUUUUGUUAGAGAAAUGAUGAGUGCUUCCAACAUUGAUGAUGCCAGAGCCCGUGCUUCUAGAGCAUUAGAGGUUUUGGAGAAGUCCAUCUGUGCACGUGCUAGUGCUGAGGCUGCCCAAAGCUUUCACGAGGAAAAUAAGAUACUAAAGGAACAAGUGGAAGCACUUAUUCAGGAAAAUAUUGUUCUCAAGAGAGCUGUGGCUAUUCAGCAUGAACGUCAGAAGGAGUAUGAAGAUCGGAGCCAGGAGUUGCAGCACCUAAAGCAGUUAGUGUCCCAGUACCAGGAGCAGUUGAGAACACUAGAGGUGAACAACUAUGCAUUGACAAUGCACCUGAAGCAAGCGGAGCAGAGCAACUCUAUCCCAGGGCGUUUCCACCCGGAUGUUUUCUAAUAAUUGUUUAAAAUAUUGAGUUGGCUCUGUGGAUAGAAUAUAAAAAAAAUGCACCUUUUGAGCACAACAGGAAAGUGGUAGCAGUGUGAUAUGCAGGGUGUUGAAUUUUGAAUCCUGUUGUCAUUUAGUGCAUUUUUCAUAAAGGGAUUACAUGUCCUAAGAGAUGGAUUUAUCAAAAGCCUAUCAAGAAGAUUGUUAAGUUCUUGUUUUUGUUGUUGCUGUAAUUGAUUUGAAGUGGAUACGAUAUUCAUAGACUUUCUAUUAGUAGUUAUCUGUAGCACUGAUAUGAUACAAAAGCAUUGGUGGUGGAUGACUAAUUGAAGAAGUAAAAAUUAUAAAUA
This is a messenger RNA of Pistacia vera, 1455 nucleotides long. RefSeq lists its product as uncharacterized. The record is from RefSeq and is a predicted model, not a curated record. The transcript is spliced from 5 exons. The coding region runs from base 308 to 1114 and encodes 268 amino acids. NCBI's taxonomy places the organism in Eukaryota, Viridiplantae, Streptophyta, Magnoliopsida, Sapindales, Anacardiaceae. Gene Ontology annotation, molecular function: ubiquitin binding.